Molecule: messenger RNA, 710 nt
Organism: Rhizophagus irregularis DAOM 181602=DAOM 197198
Lineage: Eukaryota; Fungi; Glomeromycota; Glomeromycetes; Glomerales; Glomeraceae
Source: RefSeq, a predicted model, not a curated record
UAAAACAAAAAAAGGAAAAACUUACAUAAAACAAAAACAACAAGAAAAUAAUAAGAAAAAAGAAAAACAUAACAAACUAAAAAUAGGUUGUAUAAACGUAAGGGGGAUGAACGAUACAAAAAAACAAGGCGAUAUAAGAAAAUUUUUAUCAAAAGAAAACUGGGAUAUAGCAAUAAUUAAUGAAACUAAACUAAAAGAAGCAAAAGGUAAAUAUAUAUACAAUGGCUGGGAUAAAUAUAAAUGCAUUAACAGUAGCUACAACAACGAAAACAACAAGAAUGGAAUAAUAAUAAUGAUAAGAAGAGAUAUCUACGAUAGAGGAUAUAAGAUAGAAACAAUCAACGGUCACGUGAUUAAAUUCGACUUAUUAUUCAAAGGAAAUCAGAAAAACAUAAGAAUCAUAGGAAUAUAUAAUCCAAAUAACGACAAACCAACUACGAAUAAUAUAGAAAAACAUUUGGCAAAAUGGAUGAACGAAGCAAUAAACCUAGAAUAUGAAACGAUAAUUUUGGGAGAUUUCAAUGAAUCAGCCAAUAACAAGAAAAAAUUAAAACCGUUAACAAACACAAUAUAACAAGAAAAAAUUAAAACCGUUAACAAACACAAUCAAGAAUCAUGGCUUACAAGACAUUCACGAAAGUUUAACAGUAGCGGAAGAUAGACUAGACACUUGGAAGAGUGGAGACAAUUCAUCCAGGAUAGAUUUUAUU